AUGGGAGACGACCGCGAGCGACACUCAACUUCCAAGCACAAACGUUCCAGAGACAAGGACGAGCAUAAAUCUAAGAAAAAACACAAGUCCGAGCAUAAAUCCCACAAACGCAAGUCUCGCACAGACGCCGUCCAUAUCACGGACGAUGACGCCAACGACGAUGAUAUGUGGGUCGAGAAGAACAUCGACAACGACGGCGAGCGGCUUCUCGCAACGGAUAUCCCAACUGCAGAGAGCUUGAAGAUCACAACUCAUGCAACUGCUGGGGAGACUGACCCGCCGCUCCCGCCUAAUCUAACAACGGAGACGAAACUACAACGCGACGAGUGGAUGCUCAUGCCAUCCGGUGGUGUUGCAGAGCCUUUGAAUGCGUCAAGACUAGGAUUGCCAACAGGAGACGACUCUCUUACAGAGGACUACGGCGAAGCCUCCUCGAGCGGGCGCAACCCUAGCGGCGAUGUCGACUUCUUUUCUUCCCUUGGCACCGAACGCAAGCGACCACCACGGCCUGACAAGCCUGAUCCUGACAAGAUCAAAGUCAGUUCUAAAGAAAUCAACGAGGACAUCCGUGCUGGACGUCCUAUCGAUAACGACGCACCUCCCCCACCUCCAAAAGCCAUAACCCCCGGUGGCCCAGGCUCAAAUUGGCGCAUGAUGCGUCUCCGGCGCGUAUACGAGACAUCAGAGGAGGAAAACAAGCCCAUCGAAGAAGUCGCAGUCGAGCGUUUCGGCACACUGCAAGCAUUCGAGGAGGCCAAAGAAGAACGGCGCAUACUCGACGAACGUCAAGGCAGGCGUUCAGAACGCAAAGAUGAGAACAGUCGAGGGCGGGAGACUGGUGGGGGGAAACGUUUUAUGUUUACUGAUGUCGGCGCAAGUGGGGCUUCGUCCCGUAGCUCCUCUUUCAGACGUCCUGGCUCGGGCGCGACAGGAAGUACCCCCUCCACACCAUCACCCACCAACCCACCUGCGAAUCGUCGCCUCGACUCUGUACGAUUACCCUCGCAGGCCGCAUCCCCACUCGCACAGUCGCACACCCCAAUACCGAGCGUCAUGAUUCCAUCUGUGGCGACGACGAGCACGCGCCGUGCCAUGUCGCCUUCAUCGUUAAACAAACUUCAAGCGCAGGUUAUCCGUGCGAAGCUGAUGGAUGCACCGAAUGUGAAGAGGCUUGAGGAAGAGUACGAUGCAGAGGUGAGGCGGGCCAAGGGUGAGGAGGGCGGAGUCAGGACUCGCGUGGAAGUACUACCGACAUUGGAUGCCAGGGGACAAAUGUAUGAUGUUGGUCAUGGGAAGGAUGACGCAGAGAAAGGCCCUGGUAAUAAGCGGAAGAAAGAGAAGUUCGAAACGCGUGAUCCGAAGACGGGAGAGCUCCUCAGGUAUAACGCUGACGAUGAUGAGAUUACACUGGGAGAGAUGGUUAGGCAAGAGCGGUUUGGAGCGGGUAUGGCGGAUCAGAAGAACUUGGAUGCACAGUUCGCCAAGGCUAUCACUGGGAGAUGGCAAAGCAACCUCGACUAUAUGGAUGAUAAUGCGGAACGGCUCGGGCGGCAAAAGAUGCGAACUGACGCAAUGAAACGACAGUUUGCUGUCCACGACUACAAGCGCACUCAAAAAGCACUCGCAACAUGCCAGUUCUGCUACGGUGAAGACGACUCGCCUCCAAAAGCACCUGUCGUUGCAAUGGGCACACGAGUCUACCUCUCCUGCACCCUGAACGAGGAACUUCUAGACGGCCAUUGUCUCAUUGUGCCUAUACAACACCACCUUACAAUGCUGGAAGCUGAUGAUGACGUCUGGGAUGAAGUGCGGAACUUCAUGAAAAGCCUCAUGCGCAUGUUCGCCGAAGAAGACAAAGGCGUCAUAUUCUACGAAACCGUCAUCUCCCUCAAACCCCAAAAACACACCUGCAUCGAGUGCGUACCGCUCCCAUGGGACAAGUACGACGACAUCCCAGCGUACUUCAAGGAGAGCAUCCUCGCUUCUGAAGCAGAAUGGUCGACGCACAAGAAAGUUAUCGAUUUCUCCGCGAGGCCUGGGGGGUUCCGACGUGCGAUGGUGCCGAAUCUGCCGUAUUUCAUGGUGCAGUUUGAUUAUAAGGGGGAGAAGGGGUACGGACAUGUUAUUGAGGGUACCGGGGAGUCUGCGGCAACGGGUGAGGAGGAUGGGGCGUUGGAUGAAGGGGAUAAAGGUGGUGGGGAUUUUCCGAGAUAUUUUGCGGGAGAGAUUAUUGGGAACGUGCUGGAUCUUGAGCCACGUCGAUGGAUGCGACCGCGGAAGGUGGAUUAUCGGCAUAACAAGGAACGGAUACAGUUGUUAAAGAGGAUGUAUGAGAAGUAUGAUUGGACGGGGUUGAUUGGGACGUCGUGA
Molecule: messenger RNA, 2370 nt
Organism: Suillus paluster
Lineage: Eukaryota; Fungi; Basidiomycota; Agaricomycetes; Boletales; Suillaceae
Product: CwfJ C-terminus 1-domain-containing protein-like protein
Exons: 8
Coding region: 1-2370 (789 amino acids)
Biological process (GO): mRNA splicing, via spliceosome
Cellular component (GO): post-mRNA release spliceosomal complex
Source: RefSeq, a predicted model, not a curated record